AUGGAACGGAUUUACAAUGCUAAGAGGUGUCCGGAUGAGAACCGCUUAGCUUUCACGGAGUAUUUACUCACUGGAGAAGCAAGCCACUGGUGGGCGAGCGUGAAGGCUAUACUUACGGACGCUCACAGACCUAUUACUUGGGAAGUUUUCAGAAGCAAAUUCUAUGAGGAAUACUUCCCAGAUAGCGUUCGUUUUGCUAAGGAGGUGGAAUUUCUUCAGUUGGUGCAGGGAGGAAUGUCAGUUUUAGAGUAUACAAAUAAGUUCAAGCAUCUGGUGAGGUUCAAUACGAUGGCUACUAGUGAAGAGUGGCAAUGUAGAAAGUUUGAAAAUGGACUGAGAAGUGAUCUGAAGGUGUUAAUCUCAAGUCUAUGCAUUCGGUCGUUUCCAGCCAUGGUUGAGAGGGCCAAAGUGUUAGAGAAAAAUAUGGCUGAGGUGGAACAACACAAGAAACUACAGGCGUCAAGAGGACCAAUUCUGUCGAGGCCUAAUGUGAAUCGGAACAGGACCCCAUACGCUCGUCCAACUCAGUCAAGUGGUUCGCAAGCUAUGGUAGUUGCUGGACAAGCAAACCAACAGGGGCCAGUUAGAUGUUUCCAGUGUGGAGGACCCCAUUUUAGAUCAUCAUGCCCUCAAUUGGUUGGAGUAAAGUAUUGUAAUCGGUGUAGAAGAAAUGGACAUCUGGAGAGUGAAUGUAAUAUGGGCGGACGCGCUGUGAUGAGGCCGCCGAACGCUGGAAGGAACCAGCAAGGCAGAGGUGGUCGAGCCCAAGCUGUUGGGCGUGUCUAUGCAAUUACUGGAGCGGAAGCAGCGAGUUCAG
This is a messenger RNA of Vigna umbellata (rice bean), 817 nucleotides long. The record is from RefSeq and is a predicted model, not a curated record. NCBI's taxonomy places the organism in Eukaryota, Viridiplantae, Streptophyta, Magnoliopsida, Fabales, Fabaceae.